Messenger RNA from Polistes dominula (European paper wasp), 704 nucleotides. It is a transcript of the gene ND-B22, whose product is annotated as NADH dehydrogenase (ubiquinone) B22 subunit. The record is from RefSeq and is a predicted model, not a curated record. Gene Ontology annotation, biological process: mitochondrial electron transport, NADH to ubiquinone. Gene Ontology annotation, cellular component: respiratory chain complex I. Lineage: Eukaryota; Metazoa; Arthropoda; Insecta; Hymenoptera; Vespidae.
AAAUAUUCUUCAAUUUGUAGGUUAAAGACGAUACAAGUAUAGUUCGUUCUGAUCAUGUAAUCUUAUAAUUGAAGAAAAAGUUUUAAUUAAAAAAUUGUAAAAUAUGGCACAAUUACCAACAGGAAUUGUAAGUCAUUCUCAAAAAGUUUGUAGCUUAUACAAACGAGCUUUGUUAUGUCUUAAGGCAUAUUAUCAUGAUCGAUUAGAAUUCAGAUAUCAGGCUGUAAAACUUCGCCAACGCUUCGAUAAAAAUGCACGUAUCGCAGAUUUAAGAUUAGCGAAGCAUCUAUUACAUGAAGGAGAAGAGGAAUUAUUUUACAAAGAACAUCCUCAACCGUUCAUAUAUCCCGAUGCUCCAGGAGGUGUUGCAUAUAAUCGAGAUCCCAUAGUCCCUGAUAGCUUAUUAGAUAAAUGGCAUCCAAUUGAAAAAGCUAUGUAUCCUAAAUACUUUGCACGCCGUGAACAACGUAAAAAAGAAUACUUAGAAUGGUAUUAUAAGCAAUAUCCGCAAAAGAAACCAGUUGACGAUGAACCUUAUUGAAAAGAUUGCUAAAAUGGAAUAAUUAGAUAUAUCAUACUCAGUAAGUAUAGAAACAGAAUGCAGGGCGUGACUGUAUAUAGAACUGACAUCUUUCCUGUGUAUCGUCGAUAAUUCGUAGCAUUAUUAAUAAAAUUGUUCAAUUGAUAUUUCCUUGAAACUCAAA